Molecule: messenger RNA, 2308 nt
Organism: Lampris incognitus (smalleye Pacific opah)
Lineage: Eukaryota; Metazoa; Chordata; Actinopteri; Lampriformes; Lampridae
Gene: trabd
Product: TraB domain containing
Exons: 10
Coding region: 89-1180 (363 amino acids)
Source: RefSeq, a predicted model, not a curated record
GGGAUCUGUUUGGCUCGCCUACUAGUUAGAUAGCUGGUUCAGCAAACAUUCAACCAUCAGGAGCAUUUGACAUUAAGCAUUUCCAGUCAUGGAUCAAGACAACAACUCUGAGGAUGACUCAGUCGGUCAAUCAGAGGAUCCUUCAGAAGAGGAAAUGCUUAGCCUCCCUCCAGGGCUUUCGGAUGCUGAGGCAGUUGAGCUGCUAUGGCAGGUGCGAGCUCAACGGCGUCAAUCAUCUCCCGAUCUCCCUGAGACAGUGUCUCAGCUCACUGCUCCUGAUGGUAGCCUGUUGUACCUGGUGGGCACUGCCCAUUUCAGCGACAGUAGCAAGAAGGAUGUGGCCAUGACGAUCCGCGCGGUGCAGCCAGAUGUAGUGGUGGUAGAGCUGUGCCAGUACAGGGUGUCAAUGUUGAAGAUGGAUGAAAAUACGCUACUGAGAGAAGCCAAAGACAUCAACUUGGAAAAGGUCCAGCAGGCCAUCAAACAGAACGGAGUGAUGUCUGGCCUGAUGCAGAUUCUACUGCUGAAAGUUUCAGCUCACAUCACAGAGCAGUUGGGCAUGGCUCCUGGAGGAGAGUUCAGGGAGGCCUUCAAAGAGGCUGGAAAGGUGCCCUUCUGUAAAUUCCACUUAGGAGACAGACCCAUCCCUGUAACAUUCAAGAGAGCCAUCGCUGCCCUCAGUCUGUGGCAAAAGGCCCGUCUGGCUUGGGGUCUUUGCUUCCUGUCAGACCCUAUUAGUAAAGAAGAUGUAGAGAAGUGCAAACAGAAAGACCUGUUGGAGCAGACCAUGUCAGAGAUGAUUGGCGAGUUCCCUGCGCUCCACCAGACUAUAGUUGCCGAAAGAGACAUCUACCUCACGCACACGCUCCGCCAGGCUACACGCUGUGUGGAGGCCCCCUUUAACGCCCAGAAAGUGCCUGCUGUGGUGGUGGGAGUGGUGGGGAUGGGUCAUGUCCCUGGCAUAGAAAGAAACUGGGACAAGCAGCUUAACAUUCAUGAGAUCAUGAGCGUCGCACCCCCCUCACGUUUCAGCUGGGUGCUGUGUGCAUUCAUAAAGGGUGCUAUGAUGGGAAUGCUGGGUUAUGCCUGCUACCGUGCCGGAGGGGGUGUAGGUAGAGCCUUGCUGUCUUUACCUGCUGUUCAGUCACUACUAGAAAAUCUCCGGCCACCCCCUGCUUGACCCUUGCCCUCCUCCAUAACCCCCACACCUGUGACACAACCCUUGAAAUAAGAAAUCGAUGCAUCUUUCACCAAUGGCCUUAAUAAUGACGGUGGGAGAGGCUGGAGAGGAGGGUUCAGCAACCCAGGCUAUAAACUAAGAAGGACUCGAGAAGAUUCUGAAGGACUGAACUUUCUCCCACAAUGUAUUGAUGUCCCUGUCGACACAACAGGGCCGUACUGCCAAAGAAACCGUGACAGUACUACACUUAUUCUGUUUUGUCCUUGUGUGCUUUGCCUGCAUUUUGUCAGGUAUAUGAAUGCCAAUAUUUCUUUUGCCUACAUGUUAUUAUUCAUCAGACAUUCCUUUUAUUUACUUCAACAGAUUUUUUAUGGUAACUUUUGACCUUGAGGGAGGAACACGUUUUACUUGACGUGUCAGUCACCCAUUUUAAUAUGACAGAUAUUUAAGUUUUUUUUUUUUGAGGGGCGCAUUUUAAUGAUAAUGUUCCUUCCACGUGGUGGUCAGGAUUUUUUUUCUUUUCUUAGUGGCCCUUUUAAAUUCUAGCACUUAUAAUAAGAGACUGAGAGGAUUGGGAGAGACUUCAACCAAAUGCUGAUAAAAGCAAGGUAUAUUUUAAUACUUUAAUUGUUGAAAACAAAUUUUAAAUGAUGUAAUCCCAGAAUAUACAUUUUCAGAUCCCUGGAAAUGCUUCUGAUCUUCAUUUGGCCAUUUGCUGCUGAGUGUGACCAUUUGGUGAAGAACUUAUCACUGGAGCCUCAUACCUUUUCAAUCUAUUCAAAAUAUAGUUCAUAAUGUAAAAAAACUGACCACAAAUUGCAAGAAAUUUUUUUUUAAACUUUUUUUUUUAAAUGUCAACUUCUCAUAAAUGGCUCUUUUUCCAUAUUGACAAGAGUAGCAUUAAGUUGUAUUAAUUGGUUUCCCAAAUGCACGGUCCAGCCCACAACAGCAGACAAGUGCCUCAUAAUACAGUUGUAAGGGCUGAUGAUGAGUUUUGUGGGAAAAACCCAGAAAAGGCAAAAAUGUGUGCAAUAUGCAAUUUACACAUACUGUUACCAAAUGGUUAAUGCAAGUUCAUGAGAUUCAAACUAUUGAUAUUUUGGCUGAAUUGCCAUAGUGUAGGCCUGU